This is a messenger RNA of Arabidopsis arenosa, 736 nucleotides long. NCBI's taxonomy places the organism in Eukaryota, Viridiplantae, Streptophyta, Magnoliopsida, Brassicales, Brassicaceae. The record is from the annotation of a GenBank genome assembly.
CAUCAUUCAAACCAACAUGCAAAAAUCGCCUUUAAAACCCUAAUUCUCUCCCCAAAAAAAAAACUUUUAGACACAAAUAAAUGGAAAACGAAGGAAACGUAGGAACGGCAAGCAGUUCAAGAUGGAACCCAACGAAGGAUCAGAUAACGCUACUAGAGAAUCUUUACAAGCAAGGGAUUCGAACUCCGAGCGCCGAUCAGAUUCAGCAGAUCACCGGUAGGCUCCGUGCGUACGGCCAUAUCGAGGUGGGUUGUGUUAGUCCGUACUAUUUGCAGCAAGUAGGUUUGAAUCAUCAAAAUGGAAGUGUAUACACGAACGGCCUUCUUCACAGAAACAAUGUAAUGAUUCCAAGUGGUGGCGACGAGAAACGGAUAAUCACAGAACAUAAGAAACAACUGUCAGACACAACAACAACUAGAAUGCCAAUGUCUUCGAGUUCACUCAGAUAUGACAGGUUUGCCCUUCGUGAUCACUGUUAUUACGGUGAGGGCAUUAACGGCAAUUCCAGUGGACGGCAAACACUCCCUCUUUUUCCACUUCAGCCUUUGGAUGCGACCAAUGACGAUGGUGUUGGAAAUUCCAGUUUUGCCCUUGGUAGUGAUUCUCCGGGGGAUUGUUCUGGCGAUGGCGGUGGCCGAGAGCAGCCGUUUAUUGACUUCUUCUCUGGUGGGACUAGUCGUUUCGAUAGUAGUGGAAAUGCGUUGUAACGAGGGGUUAAUGAACCAUCCCUAUAUUU